UCUGUGAAAUCCGUCGCGGGAAGACGUACGCGUUGGAUUUAUCGGAAACCAGUGAUCGUGUGCCCUCUCUCUCAACGAAAUCAAGUCUCGUUACCAAUCACCCAGUGAAGAUUUUAUAUAGUUAAUAUUUCACUCUGAAUUGGACGUGACGUUACCGAGUGCGUAACGCCACUGAAUGAUGAUUCUAUUCUUCUGUGCGAUCGCGUGACCUCGAAACUAAAUAGUAUACUUUAGUUUUGUACUUCGUUCUUGACCUGAGUAGAAAUUAUCUAGUCAUCAUCAUCUGCCAAAAUGAAGUUCGCAGAGCACCUCGCGGCUCACAUCACUCCAGAAUGGAGGAAACAGUAUAUAAGUUACGAAGAGAUGAAGGCCAUGUUGUAUGCUGCAGUUGAGCAGGCUCCCUCUCCUGAAGUCACAGAGCCUGAAGUCAUAACCAGAUAUUAUGCACGAUUUGACGAGCAGUUUUUCCGAGUAUGCGACAAAGAGUUGGCAAAAAUCAACACAUUUUUCUCAGAAAAAAUGGCUGAGGCAACAAGGAAAUGCUCUACCUUAAAAUCAGACCUACAAGCUUCUAAAGACCAACAUGGUGAGGGACUGAGAAACAGGAAAGGUUUUACUUUCUUGCCAAAGAUUAACGUCCCCGCCAGAAAAAUGCAAGAUCUCAAGCUAGCAUUUUCUGAGUUCUACCUAAGUCUCAUCCUGUUACAGAAUUACCAGAACCUCAACUUCACUGGUUUUAGAAAGAUUUUGAAAAAGCAUGACAAGCUCAUGACAACAACUAAUGGAGCGAAAUGGAGAGAAGAAAAUGUAGACAAUUCCCCAUUCAACACUAACAAAGAUAUCGACAAGCUUAUUCAAGAGGUUGAGGGAACUUUCACAGCUGAAUUGGAACAUGGCGACAGAGGAAAGGCCAUGAAGAGAUUGCGCGUCCCUCCUUUGGGCGAGGCACAGAGCCCUUGGACUACUUUUAAAGUUGGCCUCUUCUCUGGAGCUUUUAUCGUGCUCGUUGUAUCUGUUAUUCUGUCUGGUAUCUUCCACUGGGAAAAACAUAACAUUCAGGUUGUUCUGCGGUUGUUCAGAGGACCUUUACUAAUCAUCCUGUUCCUCUUCCUCAUUGGCAUUAACAUCUAUGGCUGGAGAUCAUCUGGUGUUAAUCAUGUGCUAAUUUUCGAAAUUGAUCCCAGGAAUCAUUUGACGGAGCAACAUCUGAUCGAGAUAGCGGCCAUAUUUGGUGUAAUAUGGGCUUUGAGUGUCCUUGGUUUCCUGUAUGCAAAUGCCCUUUCUAUACCACCUUAUUCUGUACCUUUAGCACUUUUGUGCUUUAUGGUAUUGUUCUUAUUUAAUCCAACACGUACUUUUCACCACGAAGCGAGGUUCUGGUUACUUAAAAAGCUGGGGCGAGUUGUAUGUGCACCAUUUGUGUUUGUGCAGUUUGCUGAUUUCUGGCUGGCCGAUCAGUUGAAUACUCUCGUUCAAGUUUUAAAGGAUUUUGAGUACUCCUUAUGUUUCUACAUGCAAAACAUCAACUGGUAUGAAACAAGUUCAGUUGACCAUAUGUGCAUCAACAAGACGGCAGUUGUCAGGAAUAUCGUGGCAUGCUUGCCUGCUUGGUGGCGUUUUGCGCAGUGCCUGAGACGUUACAGAGAUACAAAGGAAAUGUUUCCCCAUCUUGUCAAUGCGUUUAAGUAUUCGACCACAUUUUUCGUGGUAACAUUUUCCUCCUUAACUCAAUUAUACAAAGACCAGUACGAGGACAGCAUCAAUAAUCCGUUCUUCUAUAUGCUGGUCUUUUCAAUGUUGUUCAGCUCAUGUUUUGUCUACUGGUGGGACACGGUUAUGGAUUUUGGUGUUUUCGACAAGAAUGCCGGAGAAUUUAAAUUCUUAAGGGAAGAGUUAGUUUAUUCUUCCCCUUACUACUAUUACUUUGGUAUAAUUGAGGAUUUUAUACUGAGGUUCAGUUGGACAUUUUCCCUGGUCCUCACGGAACUUCAUAUCGUCAAUGCCAGCAACAGUGAGAUUGUCAUCUCUGUUCUUACUCCAUUGGAAGUUUUCAGACGUUUUAUCUGGAACUUUUUCCGUUUGGAGAACGAGCACAUCAACAACUGUGGUAAAUUCAGAGCUGUUCGGGACAUUUCUGUGAUACCAAUGGAUGCUUCAGAUCAGGCACAGAUUGUAAAGAUGAUGGACGAAGUAGAGGGUGUAGUCAAUCGCAAGAAGAAGAAGGCUGCAGGCAAACAACGUAAGGGCAUUGAUUCUCGUCCGUUGCUUGCAGAAGGGAAUGUUGGUGUUGGUGAAAGUGUAGAUGAAGAAGCAAACUAUCUCACAGUCACCUCAGUAGAGCUCCGUAAUUGGUUCAGGGGCAUAACAGGGCAACGUAACACACAAAAUGCUAAUGCUUAAGCCUUUUCACUGGUGGAGGUAUUAACAGCAUGCUAAUUCAGCCUGAAGAGAUGUUACCCUGUAGUUAUAGGCUUAAUGGUUAAUGAUAUACGAAACUAUAUUCAUUGAGGAAACCAUACGUUUCUGGUGUAACCUAUUGUAACGAAGGAAAAAGAAAUAUGCAUUAAUCCAUAUGCAUGAAAGGGCAUACUGACUGUUUCUACACAUAUGUAGAGUUUCUUUGUAAAAUUGAGAUGAAUCUUUCUCAAGUUCCGAGAUAUUAUAUCAGUAGUUUAUUCACACACACGUGUACGAAACAUUUAGAUAUAUGUGUAUGGGUACAAGUUGCAAGACAUCUUGUAGUAUUAGUCCACAUGUACACAGGUAUAUUUUGAAGAACAGUCCGUCCAUACACGCAUAGAUACACAUUUAUGUGCACAUUGGUUGAUGUGCAUGGUGUGUAAAGGUGGUAACAGUAGAAUUGCACAAUAUGCAGUGCUCCAAAUUUAUUGAUUACUUCUAAAAUUACAAUUGAUGAUGCAAUAAUCGACAGUCGAAUGUGACAAGGGGUCUUAAGUGCUUAUGUUGCACUUAAAUCUUUUGAACACAAGUAAUCAGCCAAAAUAUGUAAUGGGGAUCACCAACAUUGGUGGGAAGUCUUUUCUUGUAUUAUAAACCACAAAACAUUAGGUCCUCAAUACUGUAAAAAUUAGGAUGAUUCUACAAUGUUUCUAAAUUUUACAAUUUCCUUGUGUACUGUACCCUAGGGGUACUCUUACGAAACUUGUGCAGAGCAUUGAAUAAAACUCUAGUCAGUCCUUCAAAUCAAAACUUAGUCUAACACUAGUCAAAUCAUUACAGGAGCUUCCUUGUAGGUUAUAUAAUUGAUAUACAAUAUUCUCAGCUUGUUUUUCUCUUGAAAAUGGAUCCAGUUUUUCCAUGCUAAACAGAGUCUGUCGAAUUUCAUCUUUUCAGGCAUUCCUCAUUUUCAGGUUUGACAGUUAUAGGAUAGAGGGGAAAUGCAUCUCUUUUGUUCAUUAUCAUUUACACUUCAGUGUGCAUGUUAUUAUUUGAGCACAAAAAUGGGAUAUGUGCAAUACUGAGGGUUAUAAUUCUUCUCCCUCUUGUGAUAUCUUGAUUACAAAGUAUAAUUGCAUUCAAAAUAAAAUGCAUAUGAAAUAUUUUACGAAACCAUGUACCUCAAGUUUGACUUCCAAACUAAUUCUCUUUAUUUACUCCCCUUGCAUCGUGAGUGCAUUACUAUAAACCACAAGUUGUUACUAAAAUGAUAAAGUACAGGUAAUUGGAGUUCUUGGUAGAGAUUUUUAUGUUACAUACUAUCCUUGAGAUGGACACUAAGGAUGCAGGAAAGUAAGUGUGUACUUUUGUUACUUAAGUUUUGCUUUAAUGACUGUUUAUUUUAAUAGAUACGACUCUCUGUGUAGUAAUGUAAGUUGGCAGAUUUUGUUGAAAAUGGGGCUGUGUAUUUUAUCUAAGAAAUUUUCUGUCACUGCUUUGGUUUCGUUAUCCGAGGGAAUUUGGAGAACAGCAGAUGUGUGCUGUUAAAUACGUUUUAGGGACCAGGAAGAGCCUAGUAGUUUAAAAGUGAUGGGUAAAUUGUAAUUCUAGAAAGGUAUAUUUUGAUGAAAAUCCUUUUUAAGAGUGAAAAAUUUUCAUAGGCUGUAGAGACAAGUUUGCAAAUAUAUUACAAUACAUUUCAUCAUCCUCCAAAAGUCAUCUGUAAGUUGAUUAGAAUCAUAACUAGUGAACAGGUAAACAGUACUUAAUCUUCAGUAUAAAACAUUUUCAAAGACUGCAUUAUGUAUUCAUACAGUACGCCGCUAAAGGUAAUUUUGUCCUGGGGUUUUUUUACAUCAACAGUUUAAGCUAAUGGACAUUUUGUGAUUUUCUAUGCCCACUGAUUGCCUGACAAUAGUAAUGUGCAUCAUUCAACCCUCCUGAAGAGUGUGGGAAUGUCCAGGCCUGGAUAUUGUACUCACAACGAUAUUCCAAAAGGUGGUUCACUGUACACCUAGAUUAUUCUAAUUUGUAUAUUUUUCAUAACACAUUAUUUUCUUACUGCAUAUCUUAUAGGCAGUCAAUAGCACCAAUUUUUUUAUGCAACAAAUAUUAUGCACUUAUUUGGUGCUUGGCUCUUUUUGCAAAUAUUUUUCUGACAUGAAAGCGCUCCGAGUUCCCUGUAAUUUUUGUCGAUUUGGAAUAGAUGACAUAGUAAGAAAAAUUAAUUCAGUUAGUAUUCAUUUGUAUUGUAUGUUCACUCCUAAAUUAGUAUGUGAUGAGUUUUUUUAUUUUUUAAAGAACAAAGGCUGGUGGAAUUGGCAACCUUAUCCCCUUUUCUAGCUCAGUUUUCUGAAGGAAACAAAAGAGAAAAGAUAGAGUAAAAUGAGAUGACCAGAAGGCAGAGUAAUAGGUCUGCCUCUUAAAGGCAAGCUGAAAGAAAUCUAUUUGCCUUCAAAGCUUGGCAUACUCUCACUCUAUGGUUUGUGAUUUUCAGUCAGUUUAUAAGUGCCAUAGAAUUUCUUCAUUUAUUUUCCUAGUUUAAUUUUAAAAGUUCCAUUUAUUAUUUUCCUUAAGUUUUUGACUUUCAGUCAUUUUAGAUGUGCCAUAGAUAUACUUGGGGCCUUGCCUUAAAGUUUGCGAUUUACAUUGAUUUUAAAAGUGCCAUCAAACCACAUCCAUUCUUGACCACAAGUCAGUGUGAAUAGCAGCAUGACUGAAAUAUUAAUAUCUUACAUUUUUCACAAUACCCAGGCCUGGACACACAAGAUGUUCCUUCACAAAUUAAAUAUGUAAAACAUAUACCAACAACUUUACCAUAAAUUAUGACACUGCCUUUUCAUCUCAAUUAAUAUUUCGUCUGUUAGAAGGUAAACUUGUAUUAGAGCAGUGAUACAAUAGAUUGCCUUGCUUUCGGAAUGUUAUGUUGACUACCAAACUAGGAUGUGAUUACCUUUUUUGAGUCACCAAAAUACAAACACAUGGAACCAUGUGAAAUUUUUUAUUGUAAAGUUACGGUUAAUUUUAAUUUUCUUAUUGUAAAGUUAGGGUUAAUUUUAUUAGAUGACCAAGAUGACAGUAGAAAAAAAAAGGUACAGUACAGGUAUUUUUUGAACUGGAGUGACAGUUUGUAUAUUGUAUGUAAAAAUACACUUUGGCUAAAUUUCCAUGGUGUACAAAUUCACAAAACAUGAGGACAGUAGAUUUUACUUUAUUGUUUGUUGUGCAAUAAUCAUAUAGUCAUUAUUAAUGGUUAUAACUAUUAAAAUACAUUUUUAUAUUACAUUAAAGUCUGCUUUUGAUUUAGAGCCAAAGGUGUUUGAUCUCAUGUCAAAAUUCACAGGUUGACUAAUGGUUUAGUCCUUGUAAAUAUUUCUCUGUGGUUUUAAGACACUGUAAAACUAGUACUCUUUAACUUCCAUGGGUUAGUUAGGCCCCAAAAGAAUAAAUGACAAUUGAAUUCCAGAAAGAAUUUUAUGGAAAAAGAUUAAGAUGGAAGGGAAAAGUUUUGGAAGAUUUCCAACUAUGCAAAGUGUGGUUUUUGUCAAUUCAAAAUAUAUUGGGGGAGAAUAGUGCCGAGGACUGACCUCUUACAUGACAGAGGUUUUUAAGGGCUGGGGUGCUGGUGAGUAGGGCUUGUGAUGUUUGAAAGGAAAGUUGGACAGCCUAACUUUUAUGAACAAUAUGAGUGGUAAUUAUGGAUGGAGGUACAGUAUAGCUUAGCAUACUUAUAAUUUAUAGUAUAGUAAUAGAAGAAAUGGUAACAAGGCUAGGUGAACUUUAUGGCCUGAUUAUGAAGAAAUUCUUAUAGGUUACGUAUUCUCAUUCUCAGUGAGUGUCAUAGAACUAAUAUUGUGAAAACUAUAAGAACUGUUUACAUGUCGGUAUCUUCAGGCUCCGGCCUCUGUACCACGUGCAACUCACAUUUAAUGCCUGCUAGGCAGUGCUGUAAUAGAGUAAUUAUUUUUAAUUUAUUUCAUACAAUAGAAUACAUUUUGAUUUGGGCUUCCUCACAAUAGAAUAAAUUUUGAUUUGGGCUUCCCCAGACAUGCUAUGCACACCAUGCAGAGGAUAUAUUAAGAACAACACAGGAAUUUUGAGGUUCACUUUUAGACAGUUUAAUUUUAUGUUAUAGGAAACUCAGUGGUUAAGAAAUGGCUGACUUAAUGUCAUCGUUAUUAGAGGCUUGAGGAUUUGCAUGGACUGGAAUAUGUAGUACAAUUCAUUCACCUCAAGCUGUGGAUUGAAAGUAAGAUUUGGAUUGAACAGAUUAGUUAUCAUAUAGUGAAAUGUUGCAGAACUGAGACAUGACUGAUAUUAUUUGAGUUUAUAUUAUAUAAAUUGUUUCAUAGAUCAAAGAUCUCAUCAGGCUGGGGUUGCCCACGCAAGGCCAAAAUUAUAAUGUGCUUGACAUUAUAAUUUUGGCAGUUCUGAGGACAAUAUAAUUCAGUCAUUAUAUUGUCCUCAGAACUGUGUCAUGGGAGAUUAACCUUUCAAGUAUGUAGCUCUUUAUAUCAUAUAUAUUGAAAAGCAAUUAUGUAUUUUGUCUGCUGCUCCAUUAUGAAAUAUUGUAUCUCAGUUAAAGACAUCCAUUUAGGUAUUUCUUAUUUAGACAAGGAAUUAAUAACUGGAAAUAUAAAAAUACUAUAUCUAUUGACCUCAUAGGUAUAUAUACGUACAUACAAGUAUACUGUGAGUACAGUAUUUUUUUCAGUGCCUGAACUAUUGUAAUGGACUAUUAAGCUUCUAUAAUGCACCAUCACUGGAAGGUACACGUAUAUUUUUUUUUUUUUUUCAAAUCAUACACAGGUACAUGCAUUGUGAAUUUUACAAAACUUAAUAGAAUGAAUCCUUCUUAGGUUUGUUUCCGUAGGACAUUUUAGGCUGUCGUGAUAGCAGAUUAUCAUAAAGGUUUUCAGAUUGAAAAAGAAUCAUCCAGUGUUCUAAGUGGUGGUGUAAGUGAUGGUCCUGGCCAUAAAUGAGCUUGUGAAAUAAAAACUUGGUGGUUUACAUUUCCA
Molecule: messenger RNA, 7415 nt
Organism: Macrobrachium nipponense
Lineage: Eukaryota; Metazoa; Arthropoda; Malacostraca; Decapoda; Palaemonidae
Product: solute carrier family 53 member 1-like
Exons: 14
Coding region: 292-2400 (702 amino acids)
Biological process (GO): cellular response to phosphate starvation; phosphate ion transport
Cellular component (GO): cytoplasm; plasma membrane; Golgi apparatus
Molecular function (GO): inositol hexakisphosphate binding
Source: RefSeq, a predicted model, not a curated record